AUGGAAGAAGGGGGACAGGACAAACGCGUGUUGGAUUUGUUCACCAAAGAUUCCCAUCAUCGCAACAUCACCGUCUUGUAUUUGACGCAAGAUCUAUUCCCGCCUGGCAAAUUCUCCAAGACCAUCAAUCGCAACGCGCAUUACAUUGUGGCCUUCAAAAACCCCCGAGAUCAAACGGGCAUACGGACCAUUUUACUGCAAGCCUUUCCCGACCGAUGGCGUCAAGUCUUGCGCCUAUUUAAACGCAGCACGUCCCGUCCCUUUGGCUAUUUGAUGUUGGAUGUGCAUCCGGCUUCGGAUGAUCGUUACCGAUUGUGGAGUCAUUUAACGCCCCGCGAAGGCAAGGCGCAAGUCCAUACCCUCCCCGUGGAUGUCCCUGCCGUUCGAAAACGCGCUGCAACGAGAACGCGAACGUCAACGGCGGCAAAGAGAAGGCGGACAACAACUUGGCUUAUCGGUCCGCAUGGAGACCCCGACCAUCUCGCCCGCCGGUGUGGGCUCCCCCACAGCACCUCCUCCCCUCCAGGACCUUAGCAGCAUGACGGACAUGGUGACCAAAUUGACCCGACCGGUCGAUCGAGCCCAAUUGGAUCAAGAGAUGGAGGAUUUUAACCUGACCUACCCGGUCAAUGUGGACGAUGCCUUGAAUGCGUUUACUCUACCGCCCGUGGCAGGCACAGGCACCGCCCCGGUCACCACCACCACCACCACGGCGCCGCCCCCACCCUCCAUCACCACCACCCCCACCACCACGGCGACCCAAACCCGUCCCACCACGUCCACCCGAACACGCCCCACCACCACCACGACCACCAGCUCCAGACGACCCAGACCACGCCCUGUCACCACGGCCACGACCACCACCGCUCCCUCACGCCCCUCCACCGCCCGCCGCAGCGCCGGGGCAGGGACCAGGACCACCACCUCCACGGUGACGACCCCUACAGGACGUCCCACCAUCGCGGCCAAACAACCGCGACGACGUCCCCGAGUGCCCUCUCCUCCGUCCCCGGAUUCUUCCCCUCCUCCGUCGGAUGACGACGAUGGCGAUGAUGACGAGGACGAUCGACGGCGGGGAUUAAGGCGACGGUUGGAUUUGCUCAAUGAAGAUGCUCAACAACGUGCUCGAGGGAGGCGCAUUCGCAAUAUCACGCAUACCAAUACCGUCACCACGGUGUAUGAAGAUGGGGGAGGCCGUCCUUCCGUGCGCCGCACCUCCACGCGAACCUCCAGCCCAAGUCCACCACCACCGCCACCACGCCGAGGACGUGGCCGUGGCCGUGGCCGAGCCCGUGGACGGGGUCGACGACCGUGAAUGUGAAAAAAGAUAUAAAAACAGGGUCCUUCUUUCUACCGUCCCAAAACCAUGUGUGGCCGAUGUCGAAGCGGUAUGGCCCCUGGGCGCAAACGCAAACGCACCACGACCCGGCGACAACCACCCGCCAAACGACCACGGCGUGUGACCUACAGUCAAGUGGGGGGUGUCGGGGUCGGCCUGCCUGUAGGGAUUCUCAAAGCCGGCUAUGGGAUCACCAAAGCCAUAGGGGAUCAUCAAACCAAACGUGCCAUCAAAAUUGGCGAAAAACGCCGACGGGAAGUGGCAUCAGACAAACGGAAACGCUAUGCGGGGGAAUCGUUUAAUUGUUCGAUCAUGUGAAAACGUAUAAAAAGACCUUCGUGGGCCUGAACAGGGGUUAGUUGAAAGAUGGUCCGUGGACCCAAUGGACGCCGACAUCGUUAUGUCCCCCGAAUACGACGCCGUCUACGUGGAUUGCAACGUGGAGGCGUGCUCCCCAUGCUGGUAGUGGCUCUCUCGCCUUGGGCGUUCAAGAAGAAGAAGCGCCCACAGCGGGCGCGCCGACGUUGAGGUGACCAAGAAAAGAAAAGCCGUCACGUUUGCUUUGGACUGGGACGACCAGUAUGAAGCGGCCCUGUGUUCACGGUGUCGAGAUCACAUGCAAACGCAUUAUCAUGGCGAAUUGUGUGGCAGGUGUGGGGCCAUUUUUACCAUAAAUAGACCUUGGUCCUUGCCUGAACUCAAGAUUCAUCAUGGAAUGGCGCAUGGAACGUCAAGCCCCGUUCUUGAAAAGCGUCUUACAAGAAGCCAAUCAACACAAACGACAAGAAUUGUUGCGGAUGGCGAAUGCGGAUCAGAUCAAUGCUAUAAGUGAAUUGGUGAUGAACACCCUCCGUGGCACCGUCCCCCGCUCCCGACACACCAUCACGUUGCUCAAACCCCACGCCCAGAGUUUACGCGCCAUGGCCAAACCCGCGCAUUCCGUGAAACGACGACGCGCCAUCAUGAUGGCUCAAAAAGGGGGCGCCCUCUGGCGUGAACUCGAUGUUAUAAACGUUGCAUGCGGUAGACAAGACACCUCAGUUGCACCAUGGAACCCGAGAUGGUGAGCACCACGAUAGACAACGCCCCUGCUUUUUUACAAUUAAGAGACGAGUACAAACAAGAAUUGGUGGAAGAUACCCGCUUGACCAAAGCCGCCGAUUUGGCCGCCAAACAACAUGUGCUCCUGACCAGUGAUGCCCCCGAUGCCUGGAAACGGCCUCAACUCAAAGCCGUGAGCCGUCAAUUACGCCAUUGGACCAAAAAAGUUCGCCAACCGUUUGGGGCCCCGACCGGUGGUGUGAGCGCGACAGGGGCCACGACCCCUGGCGACGAUGAUUUUGAGGCGGGCCCUAUGCAAGCGUGGUUUAGGCAAUUGGUCAAGGCGACCCAGGGUAUAAAACAAGGGUCCACGCCUGGUGGGCCCAGAAAACCACCUGUCCCGCCCAAACCGAACAUCACCCCCAGUGCCAAAAAGAAACUCAAGUUUACGCCCAAACCGAGCAGCGCGGACUUGGCGCAAGAGUUGCCUUUUUCAGAGGAUAUUGCACCGAAACCUUGGGAUACCCCAACUUUAGCUGUCAAGCAUAAAAUCAGAAAGAAAGCCGCUGCUGUAGCCAAAAAGAAAGCCGCAGGUCUGGCCAAGAAAGCGUUGGAUUGGAAAACGUGGAAAACC
Porites evermanni is the source of this 3014-nucleotide messenger RNA. The record is from the annotation of a GenBank genome assembly. Lineage: Eukaryota; Metazoa; Cnidaria; Anthozoa; Scleractinia; Poritidae.